AUGUUGAGAUCAAAGGUUAUUCCACAGGUGUUGCAACAGGCUAUCAACGGAAAUGAUGUAAAGGGUGUAUUAUUAAUGAAAGACGAUGGAUCACUCAUUGCAUGCGCAGAGGCACCAAACACUGAUCACAGCACAUCAAAGAUCGUCUCUGCCAUCUCAUCUAGUAUAUUCUCAUCAUAUGAACGCAAUGAUGACCUCCAGUAUCAACUCAUUGAUUGUGAAGAUGGCAGACUCGUUGUUACAAAGGUAGCCAAGCUGCUGCUCUGUAUAUAUGCUGACACAUCGAUCGAAUUCGGAUUCCUCAAGAUUAAAGCCCAGAAGCUUCGCGAAUACCUGGAGGGUCCACUUGAGCAGGUCGAGCAGGUUUAG
Acytostelium subglobosum LB1 is the source of this 369-nucleotide messenger RNA. RefSeq lists its product as hypothetical. Gene Ontology annotation, biological process: positive regulation of TOR signaling; cellular response to amino acid stimulus. The record is from RefSeq and is a predicted model, not a curated record. Gene Ontology annotation, cellular component: Ragulator complex. NCBI's taxonomy places the organism in Eukaryota, Evosea, Eumycetozoa, Acytosteliales, Acytosteliaceae. The transcript is spliced from 3 exons. Bases 1 to 369 code for a protein of 122 amino acids. Gene Ontology annotation, molecular function: guanyl-nucleotide exchange factor activity; molecular adaptor activity.